Molecule: messenger RNA, 1335 nt
Organism: Frankliniella occidentalis (western flower thrips)
Lineage: Eukaryota; Metazoa; Arthropoda; Insecta; Thysanoptera; Thripidae
Product: metabotropic glutamate receptor-like
Exons: 5
Coding region: 49-1203 (384 amino acids)
Biological process (GO): regulation of synaptic transmission, glutamatergic; G protein-coupled glutamate receptor signaling pathway
Cellular component (GO): membrane
Molecular function (GO): group II metabotropic glutamate receptor activity
Source: RefSeq, a predicted model, not a curated record
UUAAUUCUUUUGUGAUUGCAGGGAGACGUUUGCUGCUGGAUCUGCGACAUGUGCGAGGAUUACGAGUACGUCUACAACGAGUCGACGUGCGCCGACUGCGGCAAGGGCUCGUGGCCGUACGAGGACAAGCGGUCCUGCUACGAGCUGGACGUGCAGUAUAUCCCCUUCUUCUCCGCGGUGGCCUACGGACCGCUUAUCAUCGCGGCCGCCGGGAUCGCCUUCACGCUGGCCACCGUGGGAGUGUUCGUGCGCUACAACGACACGCCGCUUGUGCGCGCCACGGGCCGGGAGCUGAGCUACGCGCUGCUCAUGGGCAUCACGCUCUGCUUCGCCAACACCUUCAUCCUGCUGCAGAAGCCCUCGCUGCUCACGUGCACCAUGCAGCGCUUCUCCGUCGGCAUGGGCUUCUGUAUCAUCUACUCGGCCCUGCUCACCAAGACGAACCGAAUCUCUCGCAUCUUUGACUCCGCGUCCAAGUCGGCGCGACGGCCCAGGUUCAUCAGCCCCAAGUCGCAGGUACUCAUCACUGUGGCGCUCAUCCUGGUACAGACUCUGGGCACGUUCGCCUGGCUGGUGGUGGAGCCGCCGGGGACGCGGUUCGACUACCCGGACAGGCGCCAGGUGUGGCUCAAGUGCCGGAUACACGACGAGUCGUUCCUGCUGUCGCAGCUCUACAACAUUCUGCUCAUAUGCGUGUGUACUGUGUACGCCUUCAAAACACGCAAGAUCCCGGAGAAUUUCAACGAGAGCAAGUUUAUCGUCUUUACCAUGUACACGACGUGCGUCAUCUGGCUCGCGUUCCUCCCCAUCUACUUCACCACGAGGCACGCGCAGGAGGUGCAGGUGCUGACGCUGUGCGUCUCCAUCUCGCUCUCGGCCUGGGUCUCCCUAGGCUGCUUGUUCGCUCCCAAGGUGUACAUCAUCCUUUUCCACCCUGAGAAGAACGUCCGUCGGCUGACCAUGAGCACGACGUACCGCCGUCGCUCCGGGGGGCGGCCGUCCUCCAGCGGCGUGCCCACCGCCACCACGGCCAUCGCGGACCACAACAACGACCACAACAACAAGCGGCCGGGCUCGGGGCACUACCAGGCGUGCACCCCGGUCGGACAGCCAGUGGAUCUGGUGGUGUCGCAGUCCCCCGGGCCCACGGUGUCCACAAGCACCAACGUGGCCGAGGCCCACGAGGCAGCCGCUCUGCUCUAGAGAGAGAGAGAGAGAGAGAGAGAGAGAGAGAGAGAGAAUGGCAGUGAGUGAGUGUGUGAGUGAGUGAGUGAAAAUCGUGAAAUUGUGUGUGAGACUGAAAGAGAGGGAGAGGCCUGCUGACCUGUCAAGAUA